Molecule: messenger RNA, 1107 nt
Organism: Suillus paluster
Lineage: Eukaryota; Fungi; Basidiomycota; Agaricomycetes; Boletales; Suillaceae
Exons: 6
Coding region: 1-1107 (368 amino acids)
Cellular component (GO): plasma membrane
Source: RefSeq, a predicted model, not a curated record
AUGCAGUCCAUUGAUCGCAAGGACCGUAUUCCUUCUCCAAGCAGCAGCUCUUCCCGUGGGAACGUGGUGGACCAUGACGCUCCUCCUGGUAAGCCAAGAGUCUUUACAGACGAGUUCGCAUCGAGGAGGAACGGUCCAGAAGCUGCUGGUAAGAACCGCAUGAUCAACGUCCACCCUUUGAAACGCAGCGAGAUGCAGCCCUCGUAUGCACAAGACCUCGGUACUGGCGAGGUCACGCAUGGUUUCUACGGAUCAUUCCUGCAAAGUCUCGGCGCAUGUGUUGGGUUCUGUGGUGCUAUUCCUUGCUGUCCUCUCCCAAAUCCAUUCCGAAAUGUCCAACAAGGUUCGGUUGGUCUGGUCACACGGUUCGGCCACUUCUACAAAUCAGUAGAUCCUGGUCUCGUGCAAGUCAAUGUCUGCACAGAAAACCUGCGCAUCGUCGACGUCAAGAUUCAAAUCAGCCCUAUUGGCAGGCAAACCGUCAUCACCCGUGACAACGUUAAUGUUGAAAUUGAUUCUGUCAUAUACUUCCAGAUCGUCAAUCCUUAUCGUGCCGCCUUUGGUAUUACUGACCUACGUCAAGCGCUCGUGGAACGUGCUCAGACCACCUUGCGCCAUGUUGUCGGUGCUCGCGCCGUUCAGAGUGUCGUAACUGAGCGCGAGGCUAUCGCUUUCGAAAUCGCUGAGAUCGUCGGUGACGUGGCCGACAAAUGGGGCGUUGCUAUCGAAGGUAUCCUCAUCAAGGAUAUCAUCUUCAGCCCCGAAGUCUCCGCUUCUCUCUCCUCUGCUGCACAGCAGAAACGCAUUGGAGAGUCCAAGGUCAUUGCAGCCCGCGCAGAAGUUGACGCUGCUCGCCUCAUGCGUCAAGCAGCCGAUAUCCUCGCAUCACCGGCUGCUAUGCAAAUCCGUCAGCUGGAGGCUCUACAACAGAUGGCCAAGUCUGGUAACACCAAGGUCGUUUUCGUUCCUAUGCAACUCCAAAGCGAUGUUGUUGGUAAACUCAGCAAUGCUGAGGCAUCUGGGUCUGGGUCUGGGUUUGGUGAUGGAGGCGAGGCUCUUACUAGUGUAGGUCGUGCGGGCGUUCUAGCCAGCAUCGCGGAUGUAUGA